AUGAAGCUCCUCUUGCUGACUGUGACUGCACUGCUGCUCUUGUCCCAGCUCACUCCAGGUAGCACCCAAAAAUGCUGGAAUCUUCUUGGCAAAUGCCGCCACACAUGCUUCAAAAAGGAAAGGAUCUAUGUUUACUGCACAAAUAGUAAACCGUGCUGUGUGAAGCCCAAGUAUCACCCAAAACAACAUCCCUGGUUAUUUUGA
Molecule: messenger RNA, 204 nt
Organism: Myotis lucifugus (little brown bat)
Lineage: Eukaryota; Metazoa; Chordata; Mammalia; Chiroptera; Vespertilionidae
Gene: DEFB123
Product: defensin beta 123
Exons: 2
Coding region: 1-204 (67 amino acids)
Biological process (GO): innate immune response
Cellular component (GO): extracellular region
Source: RefSeq, a predicted model, not a curated record